AUGUCCCAACGUUCAGAUCAUUCUCGAGCAAUCCAUUCUCAAGGCGAAGAUAGCUAUCAGUCAGAAGAUAGUGCUGCUGAUGUUUUUGAAGAGAAUGCUGAUUUAGCCGAAGAUGGAGAUGAUGACGCUUUGGGUGAGUUGUUCGGUGCUGAAGAAGAAGCAGUACAAGAUGAAGAAGAAGGAGAAAACCUCUUUGGCGAUGAUAUGGAACGAGAUUAUCGUCCGCAGCCAGAGCUGGAUGUUUACUCACAGUCAGGCAUGGAUGACGCAUCGGAAUAUACGGAGUUGACAGAGGGAGCACGUCGUGCAGCUGAACGUGAGAUGGAUGAGCGAGAUAAUUUACUUGACGAAGAUGCCCUACUCUAUGAACAGGAUGAUGCAGAUGUUGGACGACGUAUACGCCGCUAUUUUCGGAAAGAUCGAACUGAUGAUAACGAAAUGGAAAUCGAAGAGGACGAAGAAAUUCCUAUCGAUAUUUUAGAAAACUUUCGAGGGAGAUCGACACGUGAGCACGUUUCAGAUGAAGCGGUAGGACGAGAAAUAGUAAGGCGCUUUAAAAGCUUUGUUCGUGGAUAUAAGGAUAUGAUGACCAAGAAACUCAAAUAUUUGGAGGCAAUAAAACUAAUGGUGGCAGAAAAUCGUGAGUCGUUGGAAGUCGAUUAUGAAGAUUUGGCGAGUGAAAAUGGCGAACAGAAUAUUUGUUAUUUCUUGCCAGAGGCGCCCCUACAAGUGCUAAGUUAUCUUGAUCGUGCGGUAACCGAGGUCACACUUUCAUUAUUCCCUUUCUUUCCUCGUAUUGCUCCGGAAGUCAAGAUACGUAUACGGGGACUUCCUGUUGAAGAAGAUAUACGAAUGUUACGUCAGCUGCAUCUGAAUAUGCUGAUUAGAACGUCUGGUGUUGUAACAGUUACUACAGGAAUGCUACCGCGGUUAUCUGUCGUAAAAUUUGACUGCGGUAUAUGCGGUUACCUUCUCGGUCCAUUUGUGCAACAUCAAGAUGAAGAAGUAAAACCUACAAUGUGUCCGUCUUGUCAAAGUCGUGGGCCAUUUGAGCUAAACAUGGAGAAUACAAUUUAUCAUAAUUAUCAACGAAUAACUAUUCAAGAAAGUCCCAAUAGUGUCGCUGCUGGAAGAUUGCCUAGAAGCAAAGAUGUGGUGCUUACGGCUGAUUUGUGUGAUGCAUGCAAACCGGGUGAUGAAGUCGAAUUGACUGGCAUUUACACGAACAAUUAUGAUGGGUCGAUGAAUAGUAAACAAGGUUUUCCUGUCUUCAGUACUGUAAUAUAUGCAAAUUAUAUAUCAAAAAAAGAUAAAAUUGCUUCCGACAGUCUUACUGAUGAAGAUAUUCAGAUUAUUCGACAAUUGUCAAAAGACCCGCAGAUAGCCGAAAGAAUAUUUGCAAGCAUUGCCCCGUCAAUUUACGGUCAUGAUGAUAUCAAACGGGCCAUUGCAUUGGCACUCUUCAGAGGAGAACAGAAAAAUCCUGGUGAAAAACAUAGCAUCCGAGGCGAUAUCAAUAUUUUGUUAUGCGGUGAUCCUGGUACAGCAAAAUCUCAAUUUCUACGGUAUGCUGCACAUGCUGCUCCACGAGCUGUUCUUACUACCGGCCAAGGGGCAUCGGCUGUCGGUCUUACGGCAUAUGUGCAACGUCAUCCCAUAACACGAGAAUGGACACUUGAAGCGGGUGCAAUGGUACUUGCAGAUAAAGGAGUUUGUCUUAUUGAUGAGUUCGACAAAAUGAAUGACCAGGAUCGUACUUCGAUUCAUGAAGCAAUGGAACAGCAAUCAAUAUCUAUAUCUAAAGCUGGCAUUGUCACGUCAUUACAUGCACGCUGCACUGUAAUUGCUGCUGCGAACCCAAUCGGUGGUCGCUACGAUCCUUCUCAUACUUUUGCUGAAAAUGUUGAUCUUACCGAACCGAUUCUUAGUAGAUUCGAUGUACUGUGUGUAGUACGAGAUACGGUAGAUCCAGUGGAAGAUGAACGGCUUGCUAAUUUUGUUGUGGACAGUCACCGCAAACAUCAUCCAAAUGCAAAAGAAUUGAAAGAAAAAGAGAAGCAAAGAAAUACGCAACAGACAUCUCAACCAGAAAAAGAUCCAACCACUGGUUUAGAGUUGAUACCACAAACGAUGCUGAGGAAGUAUCUAAUAUACGCUCGAGAAAACAUACAUCCGAAAUUAGAACAGCUACCGCAGGAUAAAAUUUCGAAAUUUUUCGCCGAAAUCAGAAAAGAAUCAUUGGCAACAGGAUCGGUUGCUGUUACGGUGCGUCAUGUGGAGUCUUUGAUUCGUCUAGCUGAAGCGCAUGCUAAAAUGCAUCUUCGUUCCUAUGUAUGCAACGAAGACGUUGAUAUAGCCGUGCGAGUAAUACUUGAAUCAUUUAUUAAUACGCAGAAAGCAUCUGUCAUGCGACAAAUGCGAAAGAAUUUCGAUAGGUACAUCUUUGUCAAUCGUGAUCACAAUGAAUUAUUGUUAUAUCUCUUGAAGCAGUUGGUUAGGGAUCAGUUGCAUUAUGAACGAGCACGACAUAGGGAAACAACUCUAUCCACUAUUGGUAUUCCUGAAUCUGAUUUUAUUGAAAAAGCACAACAAGUUCGCAUUGAAAAUGUGAAGAAUUUUUAUAAGAGUCAACAUUUCCGCACAAAUAAUUUUGUAUAUGACUCCAAGAGGAAAUUAAUUGUGCAUAAUUUAUAA
Cercopithifilaria johnstoni is the source of this 2694-nucleotide messenger RNA. NCBI's taxonomy places the organism in Eukaryota, Metazoa, Nematoda, Chromadorea, Rhabditida, Onchocercidae. The record is from the annotation of a GenBank genome assembly.